Messenger RNA from Erythranthe guttata (spotted monkey flower), 1919 nucleotides. Its product is annotated as putative glucan endo-1,3-beta-glucosidase A6. The record is from RefSeq and is a predicted model, not a curated record. Gene Ontology annotation, biological process: carbohydrate metabolic process. Gene Ontology annotation, molecular function: hydrolase activity, hydrolyzing O-glycosyl compounds. Lineage: Eukaryota; Viridiplantae; Streptophyta; Magnoliopsida; Lamiales; Phrymaceae.
UCACACUAUUGGCGUUUCCUUUUAUCUGAUUUUUUAUUAGCCAAUAACCAAAAAAACAUGACACUACCAAAUCUAAAGACAAUGAGUUGUAGUAUGUCCCAAUUCUUUAGUACUCAUAUUCUUUGUCUUCAUAGUACAAUAUUUCUAAUCUUGUCUCAAUUUUUUUUUCAUCUUCAAUUCAUAAUCCCAACUAAAAUCAAACUAACCAAACUCUUUGUUUAUCAUAACCUUCACAAAUUCUCAAGUUUGGUAGUUCAACAGUUUCUCAAAGCCCUUCCCACAACAUAUAUAUACCUCUACAUUCCAUCUCCAAAUUCACACACACAAAGAUAAAGUUUUUUUGCCGUUGAAAAAAUAUGCACACAAUGAAAGGGCUAAUGAUGAAGGCAGUUUUACUACUCUCCAUCAUGUCUUUUUACUCUUUUUGCUCGGGUGCUUCGAAUUCGUCGAACAAGAUCGGCGUAAACUACGGUCGACUAGGCAACAACUUGCCAUCGCCGUUCGAAUCGAUCCAACUCCUCCUCUCCAUGAAAGCCGGCCAUGUAAAGCUCUACGACGCCGACCCGGAAGUCCUGAAGCUCCUGUCCGACACGGACCUCCACGUCACCAUCAUGGUCACCAAUCAAGAAAUCUCGAUGAUCGCCUCCAACGAAUCACACGCCGACGCGUGGAUCGACGACAACGUCCUCGCCCACUACCCGAGCACCAAGAUCCGGUUCAUUCUAGUGGGCAACGAGGUUUUCAGCUACAACGACCGACAGUUGUGGCUCGAUUUAGUGCCCGCCAUGCGGAGGAUCAAGAGGUCACUCAACAAGCACCAGAUCCACAACAUCAAAGUCGGGACCCCCCUCGCCAUGGACGCGUUGGAAUCGACAUUCCCGCCUUCGAGCGCGCGAUUCCGGUCCAGCAUUCCGGCAGAGGUGAUUGUGCCGUUGAUGAGAUUCUUGAAUUCGACCAAGUCUUUUUUCUUCGUGGAUGUCUACACCUACUUCCCUUGGUCCGUUAAUCCCACGAACACGAGCCUUGAUUAUGCGCUCAUGAAGAGUGGGAUUAACGAGACGUAUAAGGACCCUGUAAGUGGUCUUACAUACACAAACCUUCUCGACCAAAUGUUGGAUUCGGUCCACUUCGCCAUGCAGAAACUCGGGUUCAAUAAUGUUAGGGUUGCUAUAGCGGAAACAGGGUGGCCCCACGAUGGGGACUUUGAUGAACCGGGUGCAAAUGCAUACAAUGCGGCUACUUAUGUAUCUAAUCUUGUGGCGAAAGUGACAUCGGAUCCGCCAAUUGGGACUCCGGCUAAACCCGGAAUCGAGAUUCCAACCUUUGUUUUCUCUUUAUACGACGAAAAUCAGAAGCCGGGGCCCGGAACGGAAAGGCAUUGGGGCCUACUCAGUAACACUGGAAGCCCAAUUUACGAGGUGGACUUAACCGGGACAAGCCACGAAAACAACACAAAGUUAUCAGAGCCAUCGAACAACGGGCCUUACAAUGGGAAGAUAUGGUGUGUGGUGGCAAGCACGGCCAGCCCGGACGAUUUGGGGCCCGCAUUGGAAUUUGCGUGCAGACAGGGGAACGGCACUUGCGACCAGCUGGCACCCGGUAAAGAGUGCUACGAGCCUAUAUCUAUUGUUUCACACGCAAGCUAUGCAUUCAGCUCUUUCUGGGCUCAGUUUAGAAGUGCCGGUGCAUCUUGCUACUUCGGCGGCCUUGCGGUUCAAACCAUUACGGACCCCGGUCAUGGUUCAUGCGAGUUCCCAAGUGUGUUGCUCUGAAUGUGGUUCAUUGGCGAUUUGGAUGUGCUUCGAUUAUGAUCGUUCUAUUUAAUGUUUGUUUGUCUUCUUUUUUUUUUUUGCUAAUGCACAUGUAGCCUAUUGGCAUAUGCUUCAAAUAAUUUGAUAUCACAAAAUGUGGGUUCGAUU